This is a messenger RNA of Tetrahymena thermophila SB210, 1029 nucleotides long. Its product is annotated as protein transporter SEC13. The transcript is spliced from 9 exons. Gene Ontology annotation, biological process: protein import into nucleus; COPII-coated vesicle budding. Gene Ontology annotation, cellular component: nuclear pore outer ring; COPII vesicle coat. Gene Ontology annotation, molecular function: structural molecule activity; protein binding. Lineage: Eukaryota; Ciliophora; Oligohymenophorea; Hymenostomatida; Tetrahymenidae. The record is from RefSeq and is a predicted model, not a curated record.
AUGUCAGGAUAAUAAGCCAUGAUGCCAAUGAAAACUCUAAAUUUGCAUGCAAAUCAUGAAGGAAUGAUACACGAUGCUUAAUACGAUUACUACGGAAAGAGAUUAGCUACCUGCUCUAAUGAUGGAAAAAUUCAUAUUUUUGAUACUUCUGGUAGAAAUGAUGGAAAUAAAGUUACUAUCACUACUGAAAAACACGAAAAUCCCCAUAGUGGUCCCAUUUGGAAAAUAGCUUGGGCUCACCCUCGUUUCGGAACACUUUUAGCAUCUUGCUCAUUUGAUAAAAGCGUCGCUAUUCAUAGAGAUAUGCUUUCAUAAAGUUAAUAAGGAAGUUGGACUAAUGUUUGGAAAAAAUAAUUUGAUGGAUCUAUGAAUUAUCUUUAAUUUAGUCCUUGGGAAUGUGGUCUUCACCUCGCUGCUGCAUCUUCAAGUGGCAAAGUAUGUAUUAUAAGCUAAAGAUAAAAAGACAACACUUUCUCCUCUUCUGACUGGUAAGCUCAUGAUUUAGGUGUUAAUAGUUUAUCAUGGUAACCAUACCAACUUAGUGAAGAAAUGACUGUUGAUUAAAUUGAUAAAAGCUUGGUCGUUUUCCCAAAAAUAGUAACUGGUAGCUGUGAUAAAACAUUAAAAGUCUGGAGUAUUUCAAUUGAAAAUGAUAAAUUAAACUACAAAAAAAUAAUUGAGUUGAAGGAUAUCCAUUAAGAUUGGAUUAGAGACGUUGCUUGGUGCCCAGCUAUCGGAAAUUCUUAUGAUUUAAUUGCAAGUUGCUCAGAAGAUUCUAAGGUUGUACUUUGGAAAUUGUAUCCUAACUAAACUGAAGAUGGUUAUGAUAGAGUUGAACCAACAAUUUUAAAAGGUAAUUUUGAAGGACCUGUAUGGAGAUUAAGCUGGUCUCUUACAGGAAAUAUGUUAGCAGUAUCUGCAGCUACUUAAAAUAACGAUAAUUAAGUUGUUGUAUAUCAAGAAAAUGAUAGAGGAGAAUGGGAAAUAAUCAACAGUAUUGACUAAGAUGAAGAUAAUGGUGCUAAUUGA